UAUAACCAUACUAACCAUAGUUUUGUUAGCUGUUAUAGUAACUGUAUUUUAUACGAAAAACAUUGUUUUUAAUAUGUCAGAAUUGGUUGAAAUUGAUGGAUCGCUUCUUGAAGGGGGUGGACAAAUUUUGAGAGUAGCUGUUACAUUAAGUGCUAUCAAAAAGAUUCCUGUUCGUAUUACAAAAAUUAGAGGAGGACGCUCUAAACCAGGUCUUAUGGAGCAACAUUUGAAAGGCAUCGAGUUAGUAAGAAACAUAUGCAGUGCUAAAGUUAAAGGAGUAACUUUGGGAUCUACAGAAAUAGAAUUUUGGCCCGGAGAAAUAAAAGGUGGUUCAUUUAGAGCUCAAGUUAAAACUGCAGGAAGUAUAAGUUUAUUGUUGCAAGUUGCUCUACCAUGUACGUUGUUUGCUAGUUCUCCUACUACUUUAACUUUAUUGGGAGGAACUAAUGCAGAAAUGGCACCACAAAUAGAUUAUACAACUGAAGUAUUUAGGCCAAUUUUGGAAAAAUUUGGAGCAACAUUUGAUUUUAAUUUAAUUAGGAGGGGAUACUUUCCUAAAGGUGGUGGUGAAGUUGUUGUGCAUGUCAAUCCUGUAGAAAAUCUUAAUCCAAUAGAUAUGACAGAACAAGGCAAUGUCACGGCUAUAUAUGGCUGGAGUUUUGUGGCAGGUGUCUUACCUAUAAGUUUGGCCCAUCGAUUGGCUGAUUCUGCCAUUAGUUGUUUGCAGGACAUUUUUAAAGGCAUUAGAAUUGAAAGAUAUAAGGAAAAUACAAACAUUGCUCCAGAUAAUUGUGCAGGAAUGGUUUUGGUUGCAGAAACAGACACGGGAUGUAUUUUGGGGGCAUCAGCAAUAGGCAAUCGAAAUGAAAAAACGGAGGAUACUGGCAAAAAGGCAGCUGAUGAGCUAUUGAAUUCUAUCAAGGAUGGGGCUUGUGUUGAUGAUCACAGCCAAGAUCAAAUCAUUAUUUUGAUGGCAUUAGCUAAGGGUAAAUCUCGAGUUAAAGUGAGGUCUGUAACAAUGCACACAAAAACAGCAAUAUUUAUAGUGGAAACAUUAACAAAUGUCAAAUUUGAAAUUAUACCACAAGAUACAUGCAACAUUAUUGAAUGUUCCGGAUCCUAAUAUUACCAAAACAAGACUUACUGUAUUCAUUAAGAUUUAUUGUAUUAAUUUUUUUUGCUGAUUAUUAUUAGUCACGUCAUCAGUAAAUAGUUAGUUUUUGUAUGUUUAUUUCAUGAAUAAAUUAAUUGAUUUACUUA
This is a messenger RNA of Anoplophora glabripennis (Asian longhorned beetle), 1260 nucleotides long. RefSeq names its product RNA 3'-terminal phosphate cyclase (gene Rtca). Bases 74 to 1123 code for a protein of 349 amino acids. NCBI's taxonomy places the organism in Eukaryota, Metazoa, Arthropoda, Insecta, Coleoptera, Cerambycidae. The transcript has 5 exons. Gene Ontology annotation, cellular component: nucleus. Gene Ontology annotation, molecular function: RNA-3'-phosphate cyclase activity. The record is from RefSeq and is a predicted model, not a curated record. Gene Ontology annotation, biological process: RNA processing.